Messenger RNA from Malania oleifera, 4576 nucleotides. RefSeq names its product LRR receptor-like serine/threonine-protein kinase RGI2. Gene Ontology annotation, molecular function: protein binding; protein kinase activity; ATP binding. The transcript is spliced from 2 exons. Bases 859 to 4329 code for a protein of 1156 amino acids. Gene Ontology annotation, cellular component: plasma membrane. NCBI's taxonomy places the organism in Eukaryota, Viridiplantae, Streptophyta, Magnoliopsida, Santalales, Ximeniaceae. Gene Ontology annotation, biological process: hormone-mediated signaling pathway; protein phosphorylation. The record is from RefSeq and is a predicted model, not a curated record.
UUCUUGGUGGUGAGUUUUUAGUUAAACCCAAUUGUAAAUCCACUACGAUCCUCAUAUAAUUAAAUUUUGCUGAUGAAAAAAGAAACCCCAGAAAUGAGAAGUGAAGACUCCACCUUUAUUUUUCUUCUGUCCAACAUUUUCUUGGCGACCAAGUAUGGCAUAAAGAGAUGUAAUUUCGUAAGUAUUUCUACCAAUUAAAAAAAAAAAAACUGGCUUCAUUAUUUAUUUUCUUCAAUUUUUGGGAAGGAGUUCAACUGCAAAGCAAUUAUAAUAGAAAUUAAAUGAAUGGGAAAAUCCAUUUCCCAUAUUCUAUAAUUCUGUGGAAGACAUUACACCUUCUGAGCAUUUGUUAGGUUGAGAAACUCUCAAUGGCAUUUGCAGGUUUCUUGUAAAAUUGGAGAAAAUUUCCCACUUCCAAGAUGUGUGCUUUCCUUCCUAGAAAAAAAAGAAUUGCAGGUGAUUUGAGUACCUUUGACAGUCAUGGCUCAAUUAUAAACAAAAUAAGAGAUGCUCAUACUGUCGCUAUAUUGAGGAAAACAAGGCAGAAACACAUGGUGUAUCAGUUCAGUGGCGUGAGCAAUACAUAAUAACAACACUCCUUCAAAUAAAAUAGAAGAAAAGAGGCGGCACGGGGCAGAACACCGAGGUGAAGGAGAGCUGGUGGAGCUGAUGUGGUUGACGACUUGAAAUUUGUUUUCCUGUUUCUUUACAUCUUAUUUUCUUGAUUGCCUACAAAGCUAUUGUCGCGGUAAGCUAGUAGUGGACUGAUUGCAGGAGCAGCACCAUUGGACUUAGUUCAAGAAAAGAAUACAGAGAGAGAGAGAGAGAGAGAGAGAGAGAGAGAGAGAGAGAGAGCCAAUGCAAAUACCCAGAACAGAGGUUUGGAAAUUGAGGCAAACGCCAAUGCCGAUGCCGAGACAAUCCAUCGACUCUCGCAAGCACAGUCACCACCACAAUUUUCUCCUCUUCCUCCUCCUCACACUUGUACCACAUGUUGCUUCAGCUGCAAAUGAUGAAGUUGUGACAUUACACUCAUGGCUUAACAGCUUCCCUUCACCCUCUCCAGCUUUCGCAAACUGGAACCGGCUUGACCCAAACCCUUGUAACUGGUCGUACAUCACUUGCUCUUCAGAAAACUUCGUCACCCAAAUCAAUAUCCAGUCUAUUGAACUUGCUCUUUCUUUUCCUUCCAAUCUUCCAUCCCUCCGUUACCUUCAAGAGCUCAUCAUUUCCAAUGCUAACCUCACUGGAAUGAUCCCUUCAGAGAUUGGGGACUGCACUGCACUAACAGUACUUGAUGUCAGCUCAAAUAGUCUUGUUGGCAGCGUUCCUGCAAGUCUCGGGAAGCUCCGGAACCUCCAGGUCCUCAUCUUAAACUCCAAUCAGCUUACUGGGACUAUUCCAGCAGAGCUCGGAGGCUGCAUAAACCUCAAAAAUCUCUUCCUUUUUGAUAAUCAUUUUAGUGGGAUUUUCCCUGCUCAGUUAGGCAAACUGUCAAAGUUGGAAGUAAUACGCGCCGGAGGCAACAAGGACAUCACUGGAAAAAUCCCUGCAGAGCUUGGAGACUGCCAGAAUUUGAAGGUGCUAGGUCUUGCUGAUACUAAGAUUUCCGGCUCAAUACCGUCUUCACUGGGUAGACUAAGCAAGCUGCAGACACUGUCAGUUUAUACUACAAUGUUGUCUGGUGUGAUACCUCCAGAUUUAGGCAACUGUUCAGAGCUAGUCAACAUGUUUCUGUAUGAGAACAGUCUCUCAGGCGCGCUUCCGCCGGAGCUCGGUUGCCUUUUGAAGCUUGAGAAGAUGUUAUUGUGGGAAAACAAUCUUGUCGGGACUAUUCCAGAGGAAAUAGGGAACUGCAGAAGCUUGAAGAUUAUUGACCUCUCCUUGAAUUCCUUCGCUGGUGGCAUCCCUCGGUCUUUUGGGAACCUUUCAAAGCUUGAAGCUUUGAUGAUUAGUAACAACAACAUCUCUGGUUCAAUCCCUGCAGCGCUUUCAAAUGCAACGAAACUUGUACAACUACAAGUGGAUACUAAUCAGAUUUCAGGUUCAAUUCCCGAGGAGCUCGGGGUGUUGACAGAACUCAAUGUCUUCUAUGCCUGGCAGAACAAACUUGAAGGAAGCAUUCCUUCAACAUUGGGAAAUUGUCGCAGCCUCCAAGCUGUAGAUUUGUCACACAAUUCUCUCAGUGGAAGCAUACCACCUGGCCUAUUUCAGCUUCAAAAUCUCACAAAGCUUCUCUUGAUUUCUAAUGACAUUUCGGGUUCAAUCCCACGGGAAAUAGGUAAGUGCAGCUCUCUGAUUCGUCUCCGGCUUGUAGAUAACAGAAUCAGUGGAGAAAUUCCAAAAGAAAUUGGAUUUCUGAAUAAUCUCAGUUUUCUUGACCUUUCCCAAAAUCGUCUUGUUGGAUCAGUGCCAGAUGAGAUUGGCAACUGCACUGGAUUGCAGAUGUUAAACCUAAGUAACAAUACACUUGGAGGCACUUUGCCCAGCACCAUGUCUUCCAUCACUGGGCUUGAGGUAUUGGAUGUAUCAGAAAACCAGUUUGUUGGUCAGAUUCCGGGAAGUUUUGGUCAUUUAUCGUCUCUUAACAGGCUCAUACUAAGCAGGAACUCCUUCUCGGGGUCAAUCCCCCCAUUGCUCGGCCACUGUUCUAGUCUUCAAUUGCUUGAUCUUAGUAGCAACAUGCUAUCUGGAAGCAUUCCCAAGGAGCUGUUUGAGAUUGAAUCACUAGAUAUUGCUCUUAAUUUGAGUUGGAAUGGACUAACUGGCACAAUCCCACCUGAAAUUUCAGCAUUGAGCAAGUUAUCUGUACUGGAUGUUUCACACAAUAUGCUUGGAGGUGAUUUGAUGCCUCUUUCCGGCCUUGAAAAUCUCGUGUCCUUGAACAUUUCACACAACAAUUUUACUGGUUAUCUUCCGGACAACAAGUUCUUUCGAGAGUUACCAGCACCAGAAUUGGAAGGCAACCGAGGGUUGUGUUCUUCAAGUCGCAAUUCAUGUUUCCUCAGUAAUGCUACGAGUUUGGGAAUAUCGGGCAGCAGUGAUUUGAGAUGGUCCAGGAGACUUAUAGCAGCAAUUGUGGCACUGAUUACUGUUACGGUGGCAAUGGCAAUUAUUGGUAUAGUAGCGGUUUUUCGAACAAGGAAGGCAAUUGGAGAUGAUAAUGAUUCUGAAUUGGGAGGAGAUGCUUCACCUUGGCAAUUCACUCCAUUCCAGAAGCUGAAUUUCUCAGUUGAGCAAGUUGUAAAAUGCCUAGUGGAACCCAAUGUGAUUGGAAAGGGAUGUUCAGGAAUCGUAUAUUGUGCAGAAAUGGAAAAUGGCGAAGUCAUUGCAGUGAAGAAACUUUGGCCAACGACAAUGGCUGCAGGGUAUGCCUGCAAAUAUGAACAGUUUGGUGUCAGCUAUGGGGUUCGUGAUUCUUUCUCGGCUGAGGUGAAAACUCUUGGCUCAAUCCGUCACAAGAACAUUGUUAGGUUCUUGGGUUGCUGUUGGAAUCGAAACACGAGAUUGCUUAUGUAUGAUUACAUGCCCAAUGGAAGCUUGGGCGGUCUCCUGCAUGAGCGGGGCAGCAUUUGUUUAGAGUGGGACUUGAGGUAUCGAAUAAUAUUGGGGGCAGCUGAAGGUUUGGCCUACUUACACCAUGAUUGUGUUCCUCCCAUUGUUCACAGGGACAUCAAGGCCAACAAUAUUCUCAUCGGCCUUGAAUUUGAGCCUUAUAUAGCAGAUUUUGGGCUUGCCAAACUUGUUGAUGAUGGAGAUUUUGCUCGAUCUUCCAACACUGUUGCUGGUUCCUACGGUUACAUUGCUCCUGAGUAUGGAUACAUGAUGAAGAUCACUGAGAAGAGUGACGUAUAUAGCUACGGUGUUGUGGUGUUAGAAGUGCUAACAGGAAAGCAACCAAUUGAUCCAACCAUACCAGAUGGGCUGCACAUUGUAGACUGGGUAAGGCAAAGGAGAGGUGGGAUUGAGGUGCUAGACCCCAGCUUGCGGGCUCGGCCAGAAUCUGAAAUUGAGGAGAUGAUGCAGACCCUAGGUGUGGCUCUGCUCUGUGUUAAUCCUUCACCAGAGGAGAGGCCAACCAUGAAGGAUGUGGCAGCAAUGCUCAAGGAAAUUAGCCACGAGCGAGAGGAGUGCGUUAAAGUUGACAUGCUUCUCAAAGGCUUGCCGGAAACUGGCCAAGAAGAAAAUAAUAAUUCUGUUGGAGGUCCAUCAACAGGGAUGCAAUGCUCACACCCACAAACCAACGAUACAAGCUUUUCUGCAUCUUCACUGCUGUACUCUUCAUCUGCCAAUGCCCAAAUGGCUUUCAAAUCUUCAUUCAAGCACUAAAGCAGUUAAAAGUUCCAAAACUUUGGUUUCCAUGUAACUAGGAGUUUAAAUUUGAUAGUUGUAGUUGCACUUGUACUUGGUAGAAAAACUUAUGGAACUGGCCAUUCCUGUUCUAGUUUAUCAGUAGACUUGGGUGGUUAAUGCUGUGAUCUGGCAUCAUGAUUAAUUCCAAGUCUGAUAAUUUUAUUUUACCUUAUCCUAUUGUCAAUGAAAUGACAAAUUCUUUAUUGGUCUUUGAUGACCAUGC